AAAAGAGGAGGAUUUCUCUGACCAGCAGCUCUGUGGACAGGAGAGGAAUUCCAGUUUGGACCAAGAGGAACCAGAAGCUCUGGAGAUAAAAGAAGUGCAGAAAGAACCAGAACAUCCCUGGAUAAAAGAGGAAACCAUGGAGCUCCCCAUAGGUGAGCAGGAAGAGAAGCCUGUUCUAAAGCAAGAGAUGGAACAUACAGGAGAGAAACCUUUCACAUGUCUUACAUUUGGAGUAAACUUUCUUAAAAAAGAACAUUUAAUGGUUCACAGAAGAACUCACACAGACUGCCUGCAGGAUUCUGUUGGAAAAGAGGAGGAUUUCUCUGACCAGCAGCUCUGUGCACAGGAGAGGAAUUCCAGUUUGGACCAAGAGGAACCAGAAGCUCUGCAAAUGAAAGAGGAGCAGCAAUCGCCUGAACAUCCCUGGACAAAAGAGGAAACCAUGGAGGUCCCCAUAAGUGAGAGUGAAGAGCAUCUUGUUCUGAAGCAGCAGACUGAAGAUACAGGAGAGAAACCAUUAUCAUGUUUGACAAGUGGAGAAAAGUUUCUAAAAACAGAAAAUUGUAUUGUUCACAUGAGGUCUCACACAGGUCAGAAGGUUUAUGAAUGUCUGUCCUGUGGGAAAAUGUCAACAACCAAAUAUAGAAUUGAUAGACACAUGAAAAUUCACACAGGUGAGAAGCCUUUUUCCUGUACUAUUUGUAAGAAGAAUAUUACCGGAAAAAGUAAUUUGACAAAACACAUGAGAAUUCAUAAAGGUGAGAAGCCUUAUGAAUGUCUGUCCUGUGGAAAAAGCUUUGCUCAGAAAUCUAAUUUUGAUGCACACAUCAGAACUCACACAGGUGAGAAACCUUUUUCUUGUACCAUUUGUAACAAGGAUUUUGCUGAAAAGGGUCAAUUGACUAAACACAUGAGAAUUCACACAGGUGAGAAGCCUUAUGAAUGUCUGUCCUGUGGAAAAAGCUUUACUCAGAUAUCUAGUCUUAAUUCUCACAUCAGAACUCACACAGAUGAGAAGCCUUUUUCCUGCACGAUUUGUGAAAAAAGUUUUACUCUAAAAAGUUAUUUGACUAAACACAUGAGAAAUCACACAGGUGAGAAGCCUUUUGAAUGUAUGUUCUGUGGAAAAAGCUUCAGUCAGAAAUCUCAUCUUGAUACACACACCAGAAUUCAUACAGGUGAGAAGCCUUUUUCCUGCACCAUUUGUAACAAGAAUUUUACUGACAAGAGUCAUUUGAAUUAUCACAUGAGAAUUCAUACAUGUUAGAAGCUGUUCCCAUCAAUUAUUUGUGACAAAGGUUUUAAACCAGAACGUCAUUUGAGUAUGCAUUGAUUUAUUCAUUCAUGAUGAAUUGUUUCUAUUUUUAAGAAAACAUUAGUUCCACAUAAGUCAGAGCAGUUAGACGCCACAGGAAUGAACAGUAGAGGCUUUUUCCAUGUUUAAUUGGUGAUAAAAUCUAGAAACUCCUUCACCUCAUUUUACAUGAGAAACUCACAGGUUAAUGGUCAUUUUGAAGCAAAGUUUUGAGAAAGCCAUUAAUUUACAGCUCUGUUUCCAUAGAAACUAGAACAGAUAAGGUGUUAUAAUGUAAACUUGGUAAAUAUUCAGGUCUUAGGUGAAUAUGUGGAUGUGAACAUUUGAUAGUUAAUAUUUUUGGCCUGAGUAAAUUAGAUUUAAAUGGCCAAAAAAA
Molecule: messenger RNA, 1691 nt
Organism: Cyprinodon tularosa
Lineage: Eukaryota; Metazoa; Chordata; Actinopteri; Cyprinodontiformes; Cyprinodontidae
Product: gastrula zinc finger protein XlCGF8.2DB-like
Exons: 2
Coding region: 137-1267 (376 amino acids)
Biological process (GO): regulation of transcription by RNA polymerase II; central nervous system development
Cellular component (GO): nucleus
Molecular function (GO): DNA-binding transcription factor activity, RNA polymerase II-specific; RNA polymerase II cis-regulatory region sequence-specific DNA binding
Source: RefSeq, a predicted model, not a curated record